CUGGUGCUUCCGACCGCUGCGCGCGGCUCCUGGGCUGUCACAGUCUCCCGUUGCCGCCGUCAUGUCCCGGCAGCUGUCGCGGGCCCGGCCAGCCACGGUGCUGGGCGCCAUGGAGAUGGGGCGCCGCAUGGACGCGCCCACCAGCGCCGCAGUCACGCGCGCCUUCCUGGAGCGCGGCCACACCGAGAUAGACACGGCCUUCGUGUACAGCGAGGGCCAGUCCGAGACCAUCCUUGGCGGCCUGGGGCUCCGGCUGGGCGGCAGCGACUGCAGAGUGAAAAUUGAUACCAAGGCCAUUCCACUGUUUGGGAACUCCCUGAAGCCUGACAGUCUCCGGUUCCAGCUGGAGACGUCACUGAAGCGGCUGCAGUGUCCCCGAGUGGACCUCUUCUACCUGCAUAUGCCAGACCACAGCACCCCGGUGGAAGAGACACUGCGUGCCUGCCACCAGCUGCACCAGGAGGGCAAGUUCGUGGAGCUUGGCCUCUCCAACUAUGCAGCCUGGGAAGUGGCCGAGAUCUGUACCCUCUGCAAGAGCAACGGCUGGAUCCUGCCCACUGUGUACCAGGGCAUGUACAAUGCCAUCACCCGGCAGGUGGAAACGGAGCUCUUCCCCUGCCUCAGGCACUUUGGACUGAGGUUCUAUGCCUUCAACCCUCUGGCUGGGGGCCUGCUGACCGGCAAGUACAAGUAUGAGGACAAGAAUGGGAAACAGCCCGUGGGCCGCUUCUUUGGGAAUACCUGGGCAGAGAUGUACAGGAAUCGCUACUGGAAGGAGCACCACUUUGAGGGCAUUGCCCUGGUGGAGAAGGCCCUGCAGGCCGCGUAUGGCGCCAGCGCCCCCAGCAUGACCUCGGCCACCCUCCGGUGGAUGUACCACCACUCACAGCUGCAGGUACAGAAUUCAAUGCCAACAGUUCUUUUCUUUCAAGACUUUAACCAUGUCACUCCACGGGGACGCUGUUUUGAGCCUUUGGUAAGCCUCAUCCUCCAGGACCACACGGCAGGCAGGCAGGACAGCCCUUACUUAGGUCCACCACACCCGUUAAGCUCCCUCCUGGAGGAGACAGAGACCUGGGACAGCUCCGGGGCGGGCGAGGCCGAGGGAUGGGGGACGACGGGGCAGGGAGGAGUCCCAGACCUUUGGGAUCUUCGCCACCCUUGGACCCCCUCACCCUUGCGGACUUGAGGAGUGUUAAAAUCUCCAAGACGCGAGUCACCGGUACGAAGCCACAGCCAUUUCGCUGCUUGCUCGGUGCAAGUGCAGACGGUCCUCGUGGUUGAGAGCGGAGUCCAGCGCGUGGGC
Messenger RNA from Homo sapiens (human), 1306 nucleotides. It is a transcript of the gene AKR7A3, whose product is annotated as aldo-keto reductase family 7 member A3. The record is from RefSeq and is a predicted model, not a curated record. Gene Ontology annotation, molecular function: electron transfer activity; alcohol dehydrogenase (NADP+) activity. The coding region runs from base 62 to 1189 and encodes 375 amino acids. Lineage: Eukaryota; Metazoa; Chordata; Mammalia; Primates; Hominidae. The transcript has 7 exons. Gene Ontology annotation, biological process: aldehyde metabolic process; secondary metabolic process. Gene Ontology annotation, cellular component: cytosol; cytoplasm.